Messenger RNA from Brassica oleracea var. oleracea, 1164 nucleotides. RefSeq names its product probable non-inhibitory serpin-Z5. The coding region runs from base 1 to 1164 and encodes 387 amino acids. Gene Ontology annotation, molecular function: serine-type endopeptidase inhibitor activity. The transcript has 2 exons. The record is from RefSeq and is a predicted model, not a curated record. Lineage: Eukaryota; Viridiplantae; Streptophyta; Magnoliopsida; Brassicales; Brassicaceae.
AUGAGUUCGAAUAUGAAGAUACAAAAACUUAGUACAUCCUCAGAAGCAGCAGAUAUGUGUGUUUCAGAGAUAAUCGCAAGUCCCUCUCUGUCAAAGAAGGAGCUGCAAAAAGAAAUGAAGAAGCAAAACGACGCUGACUUGGCCCUUACUGGUAAAGUGAUUGCUUCCAAAGCAAGAAACUCUAAUUUCGUCUUCUCUCCGGCAUCACUCAACAGCGUCCUAACCAUUGAGGCUGCCAGUGCCAGCUCUGCUACUGAAGAACGGAAGGCCGUCUUCAACGAGACUGCUACCGUCGCUUUUGCUGAUGGAAAGGCGAAUGGUGGCCCUAAGAUCACGGCAAUCAACGGUGUUUGGGUCGAGCAAUCACUCCCGGUUGAUCAUUCGUAUAAAAAUCUUUUGGUGAAUGUCUUCAAGGCUACUUUCACUCAAGUUGACUUCAGGUCCAAGGCUGAACAAGUGCGUACAGAGCUGAAUAAAUGGGUUUCAGAUCAGACCAAUGGUCUCAUCAAGGAUCUUCUUCCUCAUGGAUCCGUUGAUAACAAAACGGAUAAGGUUUAUGGAAACGCAUUGUACUUCAAGGGAGCUUGGGAAGACAAAUUCAGCAAGUCAAAGACGAAAGACAGAGACUUUCACCUUCUCAAUGGAACCUCAGUCUCUGUGCCGUUCAUGAGCAGUGGUCAUGAUCGCCAAUACGUUCAGAGAUGUGGUGGUUUCAAGGUCCUUGUGCUCCCAUUUCGACAAGGCCUUGAUAUCAACCGCAGUUUCUCAAUGUAUUUCUAUCUUCCCGACAAGAAAGAUGGUUUGGAUAAUCUUGUUAAGAAAAUGACAUCAACCCCUGGUUUUGUGGAUAAUCACAAUCCGACAUGUCGAGUUAAACUUGGCGAUCUCGCUAUUCCAAAGUUUAAGAUCUCUUUUGGGUUUGAGGCUUCAAGGGCUUUCGAGGGAAGUCUGGUUUCAAAGGCUUUGUAUCAUAAAGCUUGUGUCGAGAUCGAUGAAGAAGGCGCUGAAGCUGCUGCUGCUACUAUGUUUGCUGUGCCAAGAAGCUAUACUAAAGCUAGCGUUGAUUUCGUGGCUGAUCAUCCCUUUCUUUUCUUGAUUAGAGAGAACACAACGGGAACCGUUUUGUUUGCUGGUCAAAUCUUCGAUCCUUCCCAAUCUUCUUAA